Molecule: messenger RNA, 216 nt
Organism: Penicillium pulvis
Lineage: Eukaryota; Fungi; Ascomycota; Eurotiomycetes; Eurotiales; Aspergillaceae
Exons: 1
Coding region: 1-216 (71 amino acids)
Source: RefSeq, a predicted model, not a curated record
AUGUUGUCAUAUUUUCUAUGGGUAGCUGAUCUCUAUAGAUCGUUCGAUCUGCGACCAUCUCUCGUCGAGGUUCUCCUUUCUCGAUCAGAUGAACUUAGUCGGAAAAAUUUGAUGGAGCGGAUUGAAGAGGCUGCGCCAGGGUAUUUGGAGGCCGAAGAGGAAGGAGGUGGAUUUGCUGGCGAGUAUGAUAUUGUUCAGAUUGAGUUUGAGCCAUGA